This is a messenger RNA of Cyprinodon tularosa, 1888 nucleotides long. RefSeq names its product PR domain containing 8 (gene znf488). Gene Ontology annotation, molecular function: protein binding. The coding region runs from base 29 to 1555 and encodes 508 amino acids. The record is from RefSeq and is a predicted model, not a curated record. NCBI's taxonomy places the organism in Eukaryota, Metazoa, Chordata, Actinopteri, Cyprinodontiformes, Cyprinodontidae. Gene Ontology annotation, cellular component: nucleus. Gene Ontology annotation, biological process: regulation of DNA-templated transcription. The transcript is spliced from 3 exons.
UUCAGAUGAAAUCUUCCCCUCCUUGAGAAUGGAUCACGCUUUCCUGACCCGGUCAAUUUCCAGUGACGCUAAAUUCCUGCAGCAUCCAACAGAUAUGAACACCGGCGUCGUUGUGACGCGCUGCAUCCCUGCUGGGACGUGCUUUGGACCGUGCCUGCUUCAAAACACUUUCUACGAAACCAUCGCCUUUAUAGCUCAGAAAUGCAGCGACAAGACAGCAAAGUCAUUCAUGUUCAGGGUCGAUCCAGAGGCAAUGCGAAAUUCAACCCUGGUCCUCUCCUGGCUGAGGCUGGUGCAGGCUGCGCGCAACGGAGAGGAGCAGAACGCAGAGGCCUUUCUGAAAGCGGGUCAGGUGUAUGUGCGGGCUACGCGGGACAUCCAGCCUGAAGAGGAGUUGUUGGUGUGGUAUGACCGAGAGCUGUCUCACCUGCUGGGAUUUACAGACAUGAUAAAAGGACUCAACGGAGAAUUUAAAUGCGGGAGAUGCAACCAGAUCUUCAAAAACCAGAAUCCUUUCGUGGCUCACUGCAGAUUUCUGUGCAGCCAAUUGAAGAGUGACAUCUGGAGCCACGACGCCGAUGAGCACAAGUACGUGGACACCAAGAGGCCUCACCAGGUGACGGAUUUCCACAACAUCGCCAGAGACCUGGAGCAGAAAAAGGCCGAGGAGGUGGAGAUUCCUUCCAAAAAGAGAAAAGGGGAAAACACCACAGUCGCCAGAUUGCGAAAAACGGUUCUGUUAGAGAAAACAAACAUUUCGAAUGACGAAAAUGUCGCUCAGCUGAGCAAAAACUGCCACCAGGCUGCAGGUGACCUGUCCUCUGCUUCCGAGAAACUGAAAGCUGACAGGGUCAAAGCAGUUCGUGCGCCACGGGGGAGGGCUGAUUCAGCUGAGGCUGAGGAAGACAGGGCAGACAUUAUGCCAAAAAAAAGGGUCGACACAUGUUCGGAGGCAGGGGAGGGAUCUGGUGUGCUUUCAAGCGGCUUGAGCGCGUUUUCCCUUGUUCUUUCGGGCAGCCAUGGGGAGCAGAAAAGCGCUUUUUGCAAACCCAGUAAAAGGAGCGCUCCAGUGGAGCAGCAGGUCCAUCUGAGCAGCGCUCCUACAGCCCCCUCUAGCCGCCUGGAUGAGAUCACUGAUGCUUUCACCAACAGGACUAUUCUGGGAUACAACAAUAUGAUGGCAUCCAGCAUCCUGGCCGACGACCUGCAGACUCUGGCAUCUCCUAUUCCAUUAGGCAACGCUUUCCAUUACGCGCCGGAGCUCUGGUCCAGAAACCUUGGCGCACAGCUGCAAACCACAUCCACCCUCACAGUUCUGCCGCCAACUUUCACCUCUUCAUUCGGUGUGUCGGUGCAGAACUGGUGCGCCAAAUGCAACCUGUCCUUCCGCAUGACCUCGGAUCUGGUGUUCCACAUGCGCUCUCACCACAAAAAGGAGUUCGCGGCAGAGUCUCAGGUGAGGCGGAGGAGGGAGGAGAAACUGACCUGCCCGAUUUGUCACGAAUACUUCAGAGAGAGACACCACUUGUCAAGACACAUGACUUCUCACAAUUAGAGAAAUGUUUUUAUUUAAACUGGAAGACUUUCUUGUUUAUAGUGAAUGUAGGCAAUUGAACACUCGCCCCAUCAUAAUGUGUCCAGUAGAUGGCAGCAGAGGGGCGCGUCUAUCUUGCUUUGUGUUCUAAGAAGAGUUUAAUUGAUUACUUUGUGCCUUAUUGGAUUCAGGAGGCUUUCUGAUCCUCAGAAAUGCUGAUGAUUGUUACAUAUGUCUCAUCGCAGUUUGUAUUUAUUUAUCAGCUUUUUCUUUUAUGGGUUGGUGGGAUUGUACAUGAGCUGUUGUCUGAAUUAUUUAGAAAUCUAAUGUUAUAAAAUAUUGCCACAAAAAAGA